UGCCGGUGGUAACAUUGUCUACAGCGAGGAGGCUCAGCAGACUGACGGCCUGGUAACACUGGCGCCGGGCGGGGAGUGAGGGGGUUGGGAACACUGGCAGUAGUAUUUGAUCUCGGUGCCAAAAGCGUGCCAGCCUCAGCUUCCCCUCUCUCCCGUCCCUCUGUCGCUCCCUCUCCCACUGUUCCUCUACCCUGCUGGGAGGCUGGCGGGGAGUCCACCCAGUGCUCUCUGGCAACUUAUUCCGUCGUCCGCAAGUGGCUGUGUUGAUUUAAGUAAUUUAAGUGCUGACGGCGGUCGGCGUUACAAGUGCUGAUGGUACAUGUUGCAUUCUGUCCCGGUGCUUCUUGUGCUGGGCUGCAGGCGUGCUGUCUUAGUCGUACAUUAGUGUUAUGGUCGAGUGUACGUACCAGUGUCACCCCCUCCCUGAAUCCCCGUGUGUUGUGCCGCUAAUAGCUGAGGUGUGAUUUGUGUCCCGUAGUGGUGUGUUCAAGUACAUGCAGUGUGAGGAGCAGGCCAACCCAAAAGAAGAGGAAAAAGGAGGCGACAACAUACAGCCUGGGGAGGGAGAAGGAGAAGGUGGAAUCCAUGAAAGCACCGAGAAGCUUGAGCAACAACCCGGAAAACUCACCACCACAACCACACUAGAGAACGUGAGUGUCAGAACGCACGAGAUAACAGAACCGGAGGGAACUACGCCAGAGUUUGAAGAACGCGGCACUCGAGAAGGUGGAGGAGGGGAGAAGCCAAACACGGAUGAUUCAGGAAGGAAAGAAGGAGACUUACCAAGGGAACGUGAGGAGGGGAAGGAGGAGGAGGAGAAGGGGCGUGUUGAGGCAGAGGAAAAAGAGAUAAACAGUAGAGAGGCGUCCAGUGCACAGACAGGACAACAAGAGACCGUCUACUGGGGUGUGACGCGAGGAGGAGAGCUGCCCCCGUCUGUCAGUGCAUGUUUCGAAGUCUCGCCAUCCUUGCUGGCGAGGGUGCAGGAACGUCUGCUUUCCCUGCCGGGGCGCGCCAAUAGGUACUGCCUUCCCCGGAGUCUGCCCACAACCCCUAUCAUGCCUCUGGAGGUGUUACGAAGGAAGGUGAAGGAGGCGAGACACAAACUCCUCCACCACUCCCACUCGUCUUCUAAAGGCUCCCACAAGGACAGCAAAUCAUCAGCCAGCGAUUGCAGUAGUGUGAGCGAUUCCUCAGUACCGGUAACCUCGACUCCGAUAGUAAGCAUUCGAGGAACCGGAGGCUACAGGGAAGUGGAGGAACCCCUACAGAAGUACUGGGGUGGUGAGGAGAGAAGCGGGACAGUAGAGGAAGAGAUAGAACUCCUGCAACACCUGGCCAAGUCACGGAAACGCUCGGCGCAACUCAGGAGGAUUCGUGACUCGUUGCUCCUGCAAGUACGAAGUCGCCCGAACUCCGUGGUGACGCCCCUCGAUCCCGCCCACCCGGCCCAGACACCCAAGAACGACAUGCAGCAGCUUAGGGAUUUCCUGUUGGACAUCGGUUUCGUCCAAGACUACUCAAUACUCAACAGGCAUGGGUAUGACUUGGCCACCGCCGCGCACAUGGACGCCCUGGACCUGGCUGGGGCGGGCGUCACGGAGCCCCUGCACAGGAUGGCGCUCAAACACGAACUGAACUUGAUGCAGCGACCGCCACAGGUUCCGGAGGAGGUGCCAGAGACAGUGGAGCAGUGGCUGGAGGGACUUGCCCUGACGGAUUACGUGGACAACUUUCACCUCAAUGGCAUCUACUGUCCCCUUGCGGCUAUCAAUCUGACCAAGCGCGACCUGCAGCUCAUGGGCGUGUAUAUGCAGGGCCACAGGAAGAAGAUACUGUUGUCACUUGCGGCGCUGAAAGAAUCACUCUUCAGACAGCAGUAAACGUAGAGAGAGAACUGACCAGUGUGAAUGUGCGUGCAAGACAGAGCGAUAAAGAGAGAGGGAGUAAAUUACCAAACUAAUCCGAGUACAUUUGUCAUAGAUAUCGUUUUUAUUUCAUUAGUUUUAGAUUAGAUACGGCCGAGGUUAUUAAUCGAGUAGUUUUCUGCAUUCAUAUCCAUUGUGUUUUGUGUGUUUGUCUCAGUCUAAUGGCACUUUCAUUGGCCAUCUUUUUUCUGCCUUUUUGUUGCCUUUGUUCAGAGUCCAUCUUACAUAAAAAAACAGACUCACCAUUUGACAGCUUAAGGUUGAGGGAAAACACUUUAAACACAGAAGCGAAUGCAGUAUGUCACUACUAAUUUCCUUGACUGUACGUUAUUAUAUAAACGUCAUUAGUUUUACUACGGAUGGACCAAACAUUUCUUGACGCGACUGAGUUAAUGAAAAAGGUUAAGAUUUUCAAAGAUGUACAUUAGUAAAGUUACAAUGUUGUGUAUAGGACGCUUGUUGUGAUGACAGCCACACAGGGCAGGUGAUAUUUAUUAAACUGUUAUCAUUAAACCAUAGUUACCGAAAUA
Portunus trituberculatus (swimming crab) is the source of this 2458-nucleotide messenger RNA. RefSeq lists its product as uncharacterized. Gene Ontology annotation, molecular function: protein binding. The transcript has 5 exons. The record is from RefSeq and is a predicted model, not a curated record. Bases 495 to 1883 code for a protein of 462 amino acids. Lineage: Eukaryota; Metazoa; Arthropoda; Malacostraca; Decapoda; Portunidae.